AUGGCGGACACUCCUGACACACAAGCUCCUGACACAGAACAAGUUGCGAUGUCACUCCAGAGCACUUUUGAGCGCUUGCUCCACAACGUCGACAGGCUCUUUACAAGCUUCUGGGCAAAGUUAGAAGCCCGCGCCAUGGAGACACCGCGUCAGAACCAAGAGCACAGCAGAGAGAAGCGGGAGGUGAGCGGGCCCCCUCAAGGCGAACUCCCACAUCAAAUGCCUGACACAGCGCAAACGGACCAGACAAGGCCCAAAGCCACCAGGGGCAUACUACCCCGAUAUAUGCAGCGGAGGCUGAGAAUCCACCGCCGCUGGCGGCAACGCUACAGCAGGAGCACCAGCCGUCCCUUCCAUCAAAGAGACUUGGCCUGGAGACAGAGGACCCGAACCUCUAA
Messenger RNA from Pelobates cultripes (western spadefoot toad), 398 nucleotides. NCBI's taxonomy places the organism in Eukaryota, Metazoa, Chordata, Amphibia, Anura, Pelobatidae. The record is from the annotation of a GenBank genome assembly.